Molecule: messenger RNA, 1717 nt
Organism: Amphiprion ocellaris (clown anemonefish)
Lineage: Eukaryota; Metazoa; Chordata; Actinopteri; Pomacentridae
Gene: ddost
Product: dolichyl-diphosphooligosaccharide--protein glycosyltransferase subunit (non-catalytic)
Exons: 11
Coding region: 20-1420 (466 amino acids)
Cellular component (GO): endoplasmic reticulum membrane; oligosaccharyltransferase complex
Source: RefSeq, a predicted model, not a curated record
CGUCGACUUCUGCAGCAAAAUGGCGGCGUUGACAGCAGUCGUGCAGACGAACCGGUCCAGUUCUUUAUCACUGUCGAAGAAUCGAACCGGAAUGAUAACCGUAAGGCGGUUCAGACUUUUGGACUACAGUGUUCUGUUGUUGCUUUCGUUAGCCUCCGUGCUACACUGUGCCUCGGCUGACGGUAAGACGUUGGUGCUGCUGGACAACCUGAACAUCAGAGACACCCAUUCAAUCUUCUUCCGCAGUCUGGCAGAUCGCGGCUUUGACCUCACAUUUAAGACGGCUGAUGAUCCCUCUCUAUCUCUGAUCAAAUACGGACAGUUCCUGUACGACCAUUUGAUCAUCUUUUCACCAUCAGUUGAGGACUUUGGUGGAAAUAUAAAUGUGGAGACUAUCACAUCCUUCAUUGAUGGCGGAGGCAAUGUCCUGGUUGCAGCAAGUUCAGAUAUUGGUGACCCUCUAAGGGAGCUGGGAAGUGAGUGUGGCAUUGAGUUCGAUGAGGAGAAGACUGCUGUCAUUGACCAUCACAACUAUGAUGUGUCUGAUCCUGGAGAGCACACCCUGAUUGUUGCUGACCCAGAGAACCUACUGAAAGCUACCACUAUUGUUGGAAAACCCACCAAUAAGCCUGUCUUAUUCAAGGGUGUCGGCAUGGUUGCAGACCCAGACAACCCUCUUGUCCUGGACAUCCUCACCGGCUCCUCCACUUCCUACUCCUUUUUCCCUGACAGACCCAUCUCUCAGUACCCCCAUGCUGUUGGCAAGAACACCCUCCUGAUCACAGGCCUCCAGGCCAGAAACAACGCCAGAGUGGUUUUCAGUGGCUCCCUGGACUUCUUCAGUGAUGCCUUCUUCAACUCUGCUGUGCAGAAGGCCACACCAGGUUCAGAGAGGCAUGAGCAGACUGGGAACAUGGAGCUGGCCGAGGCUCUGUCUCGCUGGGUGUUCAAAGAGGCUGGAGUCCUCAGAGUUGGAGCUGUUACCCAUCAUCCUGUGGGAGAGACCACUCCCCCUGCAGCAUACACAAUCACUGACCUUGUUGAGUACAGCAUCGUCAUUGAGAUGUUGUCCGAGGGCCGCUGGGUCCCCUUCGAUGGAGAUGAUAUUCAGCUCGAGUUUGUGAGGAUCGAUCCCUUCGUCAGGACUUAUCUCAAGAAAAAUGGAGGGAAAUACAGUGUCCAGUUCAAACUGCCUGAUGUGUAUGGAGUCUUCCAAUUUAAGGUGGACUACAACAGACUGGGAUACACACAUCUUUACUCCUCCACUCAGGUAUCAGUGCGUCCCCUACAGCACACUCAGUAUGAGCGCUUCAUCCCCUCAGCCUUCCCAUACUACGCCAGUGUCUUCUCCAUGAUGACGGGACUGUUCGUCUUCAGCAUAGUCUUCCUGCACAUGAAAGAGAAGGAGAAGUCAGACUAAUUCAGAGAAACAGUGGGGGUGGGAAUACAAGAAAUAUGGAAUUGAUCUUGUGUCUUGAUGCAGUAACUUGGACUGUUUCUGUUCUGUUAUUGGGGCACUAGACUAAUUAGUGUCUAAGGUGGUCAAGAGGAACAGGAAAGAAAUCCUUGUAUAAAUUUGACCCACGGUUUAUCAAUCAGAAAAGAUUGUGGUAACUACAUGCACUGAAUAUGCCAACUGCUCAUUUGUUUUUGAUAAAACCUCGAUGUGUUUCCAAAAAACUUGGAGUCAUCGUAACAAUAAAAUAUUGACAUUCCA